CGUGAAGUAUCCCAAAUAAUUUAAGAAAAGAAGUAGGUGUCCACAUGGAUUGUACAUCUCAAAGACAUGAAUGAACCCAACUUUGCCAAGUAACUUCACAAACAUCUUCCACAUGGAUUGGAUAUGGAUAAAACCCGGUAUUAUUCGCCGCUUUCACCUUCUUCUUCACUACGUCAUCCUCAUCGCCAUUAUUCACCUUCCACUUCCCAUUUCUAUUUAAUUUCACCACCUCCACUCAUAUAUAAACACACCCCCACAAGCCCACAACUUCAUAUUAUAACUCCAUAACUAAACUCACAUCGCAAAAUUCCACAAAAAUGAACAACUACAGACGUAAAUCCAACUGGGUACGAGGGAAAUGCAUCGGAAAGGGAUCGUUUGGGGUGGUGAGUAUCGGUGUUGAUGAAUCCGAUGGUGUUGUGUUCGCUGUCAAAUCCGUGGAGAACAGUUCCGAUGCGUUUAUUGGGUGUUUAGAGAACGAGAUUCGGAUUUUGAAAUCGUUGUCUUCACCAUACGUCGUUACGUAUCUCGGAGAUGAUGUGACUGUUGAGUCUUCUUCGGUGUACCGGAACUUACACAUGGAGUACAUGCCCGGCGGUACUGUUACUGACUUGGUGAAACAUGGUGGUGUGAAUCUCCGGAGUUAUACGCGGUGCAUCACGUCGGCGUUGAGCUACAUUCACGCCAGAGGCAUCGUUCAUUGUGACGUCAAGGGGAAGAAUGUGUUGAUCGGAAACAUUCCCGGUAUCGCUAAGCUUGCAGACUUCGGGUCGGCGAUUGAAUCGGGAAGUCCGGUCACCGGAAUACGUGGGAGUCCAUUAUGGAUGGCGCCGGAGGUAAUCAAAGGUGAGUAUCAAGGACCUGAGUCCGACGUGUGGUCAUUGGGAUGCACUGUGAUUGAGAUCCUCACCGGAAAGCCAGCUUGGCAAGACAGGGGAGCAGACACCCUCCGUCAAAUCGGCUACUCCGAAGAGCUUCCGGAGAUUACAGUUCCGAUACCGGAAGAUCUACGUGAUUUUUUAAACAAGUGUCUUAGAAGAGAGAGAAGUGAAAGAUGGAGCUGCGAUCAGUUACUCCAACACCCAUUUCUAGUAUCGUGCUCUCCUCCAUCACCACCGCAGAUCACGAUCGACACCUGCAAAUUCUCACCAAGAUGCGUCUUUGAUUGGUCUGUUUCAAGUUCUUCGAACCAAUCAACGCUUGAGAUUUAUCAAUUCGACGUAAAGAACUCAAACGCAAAACAGAGGAUUUGUAAAUUAGCUUCGAACUCAGGGGCAAAUUGGGAAUCAGAAGGUUGGGAGAUGGUUAGGCACGCGACUGCGUUGGAAUAUUCUGAUUCCGUCGAUUAUGAAGAAAGCGUAAGCGGGAGUGGAAGGGCAAAUUGGGAAUAUGCAGAAUCUAAUGCUUGUUAUAAUUACGAUCAUGAAAGUACAACCAAUGAUGCAUGUGGUACAAGUACAACAGCGGAUUCGAUCCAUAGAGAUCCUGUCGAUAUAUACAGUUGUUAUUUGUUUGUAUUGAUAAAAAAAUUGUUCCCAAUAUUUUUCUUUAUUCUGAAUAAUAUCCAACACAUUUCCUAUACGCAUUUCGUUGUCAUUCUUUCGCAUUUGAAAGAUUAUAUAAUACUCCAUGAUUUAGUAUAAAAAUUAAGAGGGAAUUAUAGUA
This is a messenger RNA of Lactuca sativa (garden lettuce), 1665 nucleotides long. Its product is annotated as mitogen-activated protein kinase kinase kinase 18. NCBI's taxonomy places the organism in Eukaryota, Viridiplantae, Streptophyta, Magnoliopsida, Asterales, Asteraceae. Gene Ontology annotation, biological process: protein phosphorylation; signal transduction. Gene Ontology annotation, molecular function: protein kinase activity; ATP binding. The record is from RefSeq and is a predicted model, not a curated record.